Messenger RNA from Magnolia sinica, 1155 nucleotides. RefSeq names its product fatty acid desaturase 4, chloroplastic-like. NCBI's taxonomy places the organism in Eukaryota, Viridiplantae, Streptophyta, Magnoliopsida, Magnoliales, Magnoliaceae. The transcript has a single exon. The coding region runs from base 83 to 994 and encodes 303 amino acids. The record is from RefSeq and is a predicted model, not a curated record.
UUCCUUCCAUUCCUCUCAACCAUUGCCCUUUUUAUUCAUUGUCUAAGCCCAUCCAUACCCCAUUCCAUAUCGCCCGUUCUCAAUGUCAGUCUUGCCUCAGCAAUGGCACCCCUUGAGGCGCCCAUAUCACACCCACACGUGUCGCUACCUUGGCCCACCAUGCAUACGUGCGGCGAUCACCACCACCACUCCCCAAAGAGACCUUUCUCUCAUCGAACCACACGUGCCAACAUCACCCACUUUAGCUACGACCACUCCAAGAACGCAUUCUGCCAGCGAACCUAGCCUACGUUCUACAUGGGCUCACCGAGCCUGGGUCAUGACCGGGUGCACCUCCGUUCUUGUUUCACUAGCGAAGUCCACGGUCGCAGCCACGGGUUCUGGCAUGUGGCUCGAACCAUUGCUCGCGGGCUUGCUUGGGUACGUACUAGCAGACUUCGGCACAGGUGUAUACCACUGGGCCAUCGAUAACUACGGCGAUGCAUCAACGCCCGUUUUCGGUUCCCAGAUCGAGGCCUUCCAAGGACACCACAAGUGGCCCAGGACGAUCGCACGGCGGCAAUUCGCCAACAAUCUUCACUCGCUCGCACGUGCCACAGCAUUCGUGCUUGUGCCCAUCGACUUACUGCCUAGUGAUGGGAUUGUGCACACGUUCGUUGCAGUGUGCUCGGGCUGCAUCAUGUUUAGCCAGCAGUUCCAUGCAUGGGCCCACAGUACCAAGAGCCAAUUGCCACCGUUGGUUUUGACAUUGCAAGAUGCAGGCGUGCUGGUCUCACGUGCGAAGCAUGUGGCACAUCACCGUUCCCCCUACAACAACAACUACUGCAUCGUUAGCGGCGUGUGGAAUGAGUUCUUGGAUGACCGUAGAUUUUUUGAGGCUAUGGAGAUGAUCGUGUUCUUUAAGUUCGGAGUGCGGCCACGAUCAUGGAGUGAGCCUAAUUCCAAUUGGGCGGAAGAUGGUGAUGCCACGUCAGCACAGACUGUACAUGUGUGAUCCAAUGGUGGAGCGCAAUUACACGCAUGAAAGGUCACACGAGUGGAAUAAGUGGCCCAUUUUUUGCAUGUUCGAGUUCCGUAAAUCAGCUUUUCAUGCAAAUGUCUUCAUUAAUUUUGAUUGUUCAAUAAAUGUUAAUACGAAAAUUGAUAUUUUAUUAC